CACCGCCCCGGCUGCCAUCUCCUCCUCCUCCCGGGCCGCCGCCUCCUCCUCUUCCUCCUCCUCCUGGGCCGGGCUGAUCCCCUCCCCGCUGCCGCCUCCUCCUGGGCUGGGCCCGCGGUGUCUCGUCCCCUCGCGGAGCCGCUCCUGCCGCCGCCGCCGCCGCCUCCUCAUUCAUCCUCGUGCACCAUAGGCGGCACAGGCACCAAGAUGUCCAACCGAGUGGUCUGCCGGGAAGCCAGUCACGCCGGGAGCUGGUACACAGCCUCAGGACCGCAACUGAAUGCACAGCUAGAAGGUUGGCUUUCACAAGUACAGUCCACAAAAAGACCUGCUAGAGCCAUUAUUGCACCCCACGCAGGGUAUACGUACUGUGGGUCUUGUGCUGCUCAUGCUUACAAACAAGUGGAUCCAUCUAUUACCCGGAGAAUUUUCAUCCUUGGGCCUUCUCAUCAUGUGCCCCUUUCUCGAUGUGCACUUUCCAGUGUGGAUAUAUAUAGGACACCUCUGUAUGACCUUCGUAUUGACCAAAAGAUUUACGGAGAACUGUGGAAGACAGGAAUGUUUGAACGAAUGUCUCUGCAGACAGAUGAAGAUGAACACAGUAUUGAAAUGCAUUUGCCUUAUACAGCUAAAGCCAUGGAAAGCCAUAAGGAUGAGUUUACCAUUAUUCCUGUAUUGGUUGGAGCUCUGAGUGAGUCAAAAGAACAGGAAUUCGGAAAACUCUUCAGUAAAUAUCUAGCGGAUCCUAGUAAUCUCUUUGUGGUUUCUUCUGAUUUCUGCCAUUGGGGUCAAAGGUUCCGUUACAGUUACUAUGAUGAAUCCCAGGGGGAGAUUUAUAGAUCCAUUGAACAUCUAGAUAAAAUGGGUAUGAGUAUUAUAGAACAAUUAGACCCUGUAUCUUUUAGCAAUUACUUGAAGAAAUACCAUAAUACUAUAUGUGGAAGACAUCCCAUUGGGGUGUUAUUAAAUGCUAUCACAGAGCUGCAGAAGAAUGGAAUGAAUAUGAGCUUUUCCUUUUUGAAUUAUGCCCAGUCAAGCCAGUGUCGAAACUGGCAAGACAGUUCAGUGAGUUAUGCAGCUGGAGCACUCACGGUUCACUGAAGCUCUGAAUCCUCAGGGAUGCCACCUGCACAUACUCAUACUCUGUCCAGGGUCCCAGCCUAACCCUUACCAAGAUACUGGUCCUGGUUUGGGGGGAUUCUGAAACCUCAAACUAAUGGAACUUUCUUCUCUUCUUUUCUAGUAGGUGUAGUCCUUCCUUAAUUUCAACUCAUUAAAAAAAUGCUUUAUAGUUUAGAGCAGUGGAAGGAAGGCUGGCAUCAAAAUAUUUUGAUCAAAAAAAAAAAAAAAGGCAAUGUAAAGGCACAGUUGUGGCAGUCAGUUUUUUGAAAGUUAACUUGUAAAGCAUUUACCAUAUCCUAAAUUUGCACUCUUUGCAGACUUGUGCACAUAUACUCCGCUUUCAGAAUAGUUUUGCAAAUUGUACACAAACAAACAAAGGGUGGAAGCUUUUUAAUAAAGAAAUUGCAUUUAUAAAUGAUCUGUAUUAGAAUAUAAAAAUCUCCAGUUAUAGUCAAUUACUACCCGUGUUGUACAACAGAUACCUUCUAUUUUAGUUGCUAAUAAAGGGCUACACAACUCAAAAUAGUCUGAUUUAAACUUAUUGCUCUGUGGUACAUAUAAAAAUUGUUUUUUAUUAAUUCCAUUUCAGAAUUUUUAUGUUAAAAGUGGUAAACUUUAACUCUUAUGUAAAAAUAUGUUAGGAUGUAUUUUUAUAUUUUACAUAUUUAUGUGAUUUUUUUAUCACAGAUAUUAGAAUCAUAUUUUAAAGUUAGCUUUUAAAAUUACAUACAGUUUGCCUUUUUAUGUGUGACAUCACUUUGUGUCAUUACUGUAUUAUAACACAAUAUAAAUUCAAGAUUGGUAAAGAACAUAGGUGUAGUCCUGUAAUUCAGAGAUAGUGCUUGAUAGGCAGUAGUCUGCAAAUGAGGAAAUACUGAAGAAUGUUCUUAGUGGUUUUCAAAUCAUUGCAGACCAUACACUGCUGCUAUGCUUUUUUAGUGCUUCAAGCAAUUUGACUCUCUUACUUGAAUUUUUAGCAAGAAGUCAUUAACAAUAACAAAAAAACCACUGGAUUUUCUUACAGUUCUACAAUUUUUUUUUGUCAUGAUUUUUGGUGCGGCUCUUCCAACUAAAAUAAUGGUAUGGUGUUGUAUUUCUUCCUUUAGCAUAGACCAAUCGUAGUCACUUUGGCAAAAAAAAAAAGUUAAUUCAAUUAGUUAAUAUUGGCCAUCAUGUAUGUACUAGAUUAUACCUAUUUUAAUAUAACAGUGGGUAUUAUUACAUUGGAGAGCAUUUAUAUCUUCAGUGUUAUGCCAGAAUAGCACAAUUUUUAGAUGCCUUGCACCAAUUUUACUUAAAGAUUUGCAUUUCUUACUAAAUACCAACUUUCUAUACUCAAGAACUGAGAUAAAAUACUGUAAUCUUUUGGAUUCAAAACUACCCACCAAUCCAUAUGUGGAAAUUAUAUUCUUACAUAUUACUGAUUUAUUUCCCAUCAUUCAGAUAUACUUUUGAGUACUGUAAAUAUUUAUUCCUUAUUUAUUAUAUAGACUAUAAAAAUUUCAAAAUUGACUACAGAGUAAAUUUUUAAUGUUUUCUGGGUAUAAAACUAAUUACAUGAUUAUUACAGAAAAUUUAGAAAAUGCUGAUAGCUAUAAAGAAGAGAAAAAAAAUUACCUGCAAUCUCACUAUUCAGCGAUAUACACUGUUAAUAUUUUUUGUAUUUCCUUUCGGUCUUUGUCUAUGCUAUUUAUAUGUAUGAGUGUGUAUAUGUCUUUGUGUGUGUGCGUAAUAACAAAAUUGAGAUUAUGCUGAUCAUAUAGUUGUAUAUCCUACUUUUUAUAACUGACCAUCAUAAGUACUUCCCCAUGUCUUUGAAAAUGUGAUUUUUAGAAAUGGCUGCCUAAUAUUCUAUUGUAUGAAUACAACAUAAUUUAACCAGUUCUCUCUUUGGAUAUUAGAUUGUUUCUAAUGUUUGACAAUUAUAAAUAAUAGUGGGAUGGACAUCUUUGUAUGUGAAAUUUGAAUUCUAUAUUAGACUAGUUCUUUAGGAUAUAUUCAUGGGAAUGGGAUAAUUGGUUUAGAUGGUGAGAACUUUUUAAGCUCUUUAAAAUAUGACCAAGUUAUCCUUCAGAAAGAUUGUACCAAAUUAGCAGUUUAUGAGUACUCAUCGUACUGCCGCUUUUCCACUAUUAUUUUUUCUAAUCGUUGACAAUUUGUUAAGCAAAUAAUUGGUUGUUCUUUUGAUCAUUCUAUUAAGAGUGGCUUUAUAAUGAAUUAUUUUUUUCCCUUCUGUAAUUUUAUAGUUAAUUGAUUAAUAAAAAACACAAGAGGGUUGGUAGGUUGAGUGGGCUAUAGCCCUCUGAGUAUGUUUACUGUACAUUUAAAUCUCCAAAGUACUUCAACAUCACUUUACUUUAUCCUGGAAUAUGAGCUAUCUUUCUUAGUCAUAAAGUAGAAAGAGUUCCAAACUGAUAGUUAAGUGUUGGGUUCUGGAUCUGCCUCUGCCACUAAUUAUUUGUCUCACCAUAAAUAUUUCAUGUUGUAUCAAAACUUUAACUGUAAAAUGUAGAGGUGAUCUUUUAAGCACUUUCCGGUUUCAAAGUACUUUGAUCUUGUGAUUUUGCUCUUUAGAGAUUCUAAUGUCAUUUAUGUUUAAAAAGCUACAUGGUUGAAUUGGAUUAGAAGUAUUAUCUUUUGAUUUCAACUCUACAUACAUGAAAACGAAAGUCCUUUUUUUUAAUACAAAAGGGAAAUUAAUUUGCAUUGCUUAAUGCAGUUAAUAUUACCUAAAUUGUUGAACUUAAGCUUUCCUGCUUUAAGUGCCUUUAAAAGUAUUUUUAUUUGAAAUAUAAAAUGUAAAGGAAAUUUUAUGUAGUUCUAUACAGUUUCUUUUUUUUGAUAUACUUUUGAGUUAUUAGCAGCAACUUUUUUUUAAACCUUAGAUUGCACAGAGCAGUAUAUUCAUGGAUUCUUCACUAUUCGGGUAAUGAGUCCUUGAGAAAUGUAUGUUAAAGAUUAGCUCAGUGAGCAGGUAAGUAAAUGCUCUCUGUCUUGGGUGGGCAACAAAUCUUUUAUACAGAGUAGGGAUAAAGGAUUAUUCAGAUUCCAGUGUUUAGAUAUUCCAAUGGAGAUAGUAGGUGUCCUGAGUUAGUUAAUGGUUAUUAUUGCAGAUCUCAAAUUUUUCUUUGGUAGCAAAUAGUUCAUUAUCGUAGAUUAGAGGUUGGUAAAUGUUUUGUGUGAAGGGCCACAUAAUAAAUAUUUUAGGUUUUUCAGGCCAUCUAGUCGCUCCACAGCUAUUCACUUUUGCCAUUGUAACACAAAUGCAGCCAUAGACAAUGUGUAAAUGAGUCAUUGUGGCUGUGCUUCACUCACACUUUAUUUACACAAAAAGAUGGUGAGCUGGAUUUGGUCCAUAGGCCAUAGUUUGCUGUCCUAGAUGGUAUAGUUCACUUGUAGUUCAAAUUACUGGCUAGUAAUUUAAACUGUAACAAAUGGUUGUGAGUUUCUGUCAUUCCAGCCCUCUCUUAAUUUGAUGUAGUCUGGCUGGCUGGGUUUGAAUGUUAUUUAGGAUUGUAAAGGUAAGUGGGAAGUGGGUAUGGGAAACUAGAAACUAUUAGGGAAAAAAGCACUUUGAAGCCCUUUUAUUUGCUAGAGCCCAUUAGGAGUUUUGCUUUGCUGCCAUAGUUAAUCAAAAGAGUGAUGAGUGGAGGUUGUGAUUGGUGGUUGCAGAUUAUAUAAAUUAUUAUUAAGCACUUGGCUACCUAGAUGAUAGUAGAGGGUGGAACAGAUAAGAGAAAUUGUGAAAUGUGAGACUUUAUUUUGCCAUAUAAAGAAAGACUGUUGGAAAAAUAACUACCAUCUUCCAUCACCAUCACUUUGUUUAAGACCCCCUCAAAUUCCUCCCAUAUUUAGGAAGGACAUAAACUUAGAAUAAAAGAGAGUUAUUUAAGUUGAAUGACUUUAAGUUGAUGGAAAAAUUGCUCCACCUGUUCUUUUCUCAUCUACUCUGUAUCACUGAAAAUUUCAUCAAGGAGUAGUAUCAGUCCAUAGACUGGCAGUUGGAAAGUGCUGUGAUACAGUUGCUGAAAGAUCUAAUGUAGUUAUAAAAUUAUUAUUGAUAAGGAGAUGUAGUAAACCACAUGUACUCUGAUAUUCAGACUAAAACUUUUAUAUUAUUGUGUUAAAUUGUAAGUGCCACAUAUCAAAAGUGACAUUGUGAAGUAUAGUGUUCAUAAGGAGGCAGACUGAAAAUUGUAAGUGCCACAUAUCAAAAAUGACAUUGUGAAGUAUAGUGUUCAUAAGGAGGCAGACUGAAUGUUGAAAGUCUUGAGUGGGAUGCAAACAUAUUGGUGAUACUUAUUUUGGAGAAAAUAAGUUUAAAGAGAGGGAGUUUUCUUCAGAUAUUUGAGUGACUGCCAUGUGUAAGAAGGAAUAGAAUUGUUCUGUCUUAUUCUAGGUAGAAAAAUUAAUUAUAAGAAAUGGAAGUUUCUGGUUCCACAUUUAAGGAGAAUUAUGUGUAUUGAGAAUUUCUACAUGAAAAUCAGCUCUGUCCUCAUAAAAUCAUUGGAAGUAUUCACACAAAAGCUAGAUCAGUGGUUCUCAAAGUAGGAGCCCUAGACUAUCAGCAUCAGCACCACCACUAGAGUAUAUUACCUGUGUAGACCUGAAAUUAUGGAUCACCAAGCUGAAAAAAAGCUAAUGGAAUUAGUAUAAAUAAAAUGGAACUUAUUUCAUUUGUAUAAAACUGUUAAGGGAAAUAAUUUUUAAAUAAAAACUGAUUUUGAUCAUUUAACACUAACUUUCAACAGAGAUUAUAAAUUGAUGAUUGUUACUUAAUUGUUAGUGAAAGUGACUUAGCUUUCCUAAAUCUAAAACAGAGCUAUAUCAGUAUCAGAAAAGGGUAUUGAGGGAGCUUGCUCUUUUUAUAUUAUUUUAAUGUCAAAAUAUUGGGAGGGGAACCAAGAGCAGCUGGCAGAUAAGUUUUCUCUGUGCUUUUCCUCUUUUCCUAUGCUGUAAAUAUGACCGAGUGGCAUGUCACAGUAUUACAUUGACCAUGCUAUAUACAUUUGGUAAAAGUAAUGCUGGUAACUGGAACUUCUGCCUUUGUAACGUAAUUGUUGUGUAUGGAGUUUGUUUGCCUAUCCUAAGUUUAUUGAUAUGUUCUGUUUUUUGGGUCCUCUGUGAAGAACUGUAGAGUUUUAGAUUUGUCAUUUGUUCAAGGGUUCUCCAGUGGUCACAGAGUGGUUUGUACCCAGGGCUUAUCACAUUUACAGUGUUUGUUUGUAUUUAAUUCUAAUGCAAGGUUUUGGCCAUCACCCUAGAAAAAUAAUGGAAAAAAUUUAAAGCCAGUUCUCCUAAGUUUGAAAGCCAUAUAAUGCAAUUGGUUUUUCAUUAUAAAUUGUACACUAUAUUGAAAUGUAUAUUUCAUACUGUAUAAAGUGAGGUUUGUAAUUUUACUAGAUACAGUCCUAUUUUUUUCCUAUCAGCCUAAUAAGGAAACCAAAGAGAAUGUUAUUAACUUAUUCAAGGCCAAGUGUAUUCAGCUAUGAGUAAGACCUUAGUUCUGGUCUUUAAGUCUGCCAAUGUAAACUUUGGAAAAUAUUUUAAUUUUUGUGACCACAGUAUUCUCUGAAUUACUUACUGAAUGUGAUAUUAUAUACAUUUAAGUAAAAAGUAUUAAAGCAAGAUGAAAACUAAGAAAAUUAGAAUGACAUGUGAAUGACAUCAUAUAAAUGACAAGACUGAGUUUUGUGAGUUUUAAAAUUAAAUACCUAGACUGUUGAACUAGAUUUAAUAAAAUAUUUUUACCUUAACAAUUUUAUAAAUGGAAAUUCUUUUCUAAGAAGUUUUUUUUUCCAUUUAAAAUUUACCCAUUUAAAUCUAGCACAUAAGAGACUUCAGUUGGUAUUGGUUCAACUUUGAUGAAUUGAAUUUUAAAGCAAGGAGAACAAAAGGCAAUCUUUAUAUGAAGUGUUUUUUAAAGGACAGGAAAACAAACCUUUUAACUGGAAGCAAUUUUUAAUUGGCUUUUUCCAUGUUCAGUUUUUGAUUGUGGAAACCAGCUUCCUUAUUAAUUUUAAAAGAUGGUAGAAUUUAAUAUUCCUAGGGUCUAUGUAAUGCCAAAUGAAUGAUAAUAUAAGUGAUCUGGUAAAUUUGAAACCAUUGGCCCAUGAUUCUUAGCUCAUAUUUUAUAAUAUCCUGUGGUGUUUACUGUUAUUUAAAAGAGUUACAGAGUUUUUAAAACAGCUAAUUAAACUGUGUUUUAGCUGUUUGUCCAAUGACAUGUCUAGCCAACUCUCAAGUAAAAAGAUGUUUUGAGGUGCUAGAAGCUUCGCACUGGAAUCCAUUUUCAGCUUUGCCAGUGAGUUGCUACUGAUUUGCUGGAACAAAUCAUUGGUCUUUCCUAGAGCAGAGUUUAUCUCUUUAUUAAUGUGUGUUAGAAGUGAAUAGUAUGACUCCUAAGGGCCUUUCCACCUUUGACUUUUUAUGAUGAUAAUAAAAAUACCUUAUUAUUUAAUAUAUUGUACUUUUAACAUAUUGUAAUUUAAAAAAUAUGUUUCACACCUUUUUCUUUUCUCUUAAUCUCAACAAUAAGUAGGCCAGACGUUACUGUAUUUUUAUUGAUAGAGACUCAGAGGCCCAUACAAAUAACAUGACUUAUAUAAGUUUGCAUGGCUAGUUAGUAUGAAGAGCUAGCAAGAAGUCAGCUCUUCUAAUUUUUAGUCUUGUGUGUUACAAAUGCUAUACCAUAUUAUUAUUCUAUGUUUUGUUUUUGGUGCUGGCUCUUUGAGAUAUCAUAUUGAAUUCAAAUAGUAAUGGGUUUGUGCAACUUUAGUGAAAAUGGGAAUAAUUCAUGUAAACAUCUACUUUGAUUAAUUCAGGCAAAAACAGAUUUUUUUUUGGUGGAUUAAAAUACUCCUAAUAACUGCAGACUUCUGUUCUCUUUGCUGGGAGGUUUACUUUUAGACCUCAAAAUUCUGUGCUAUUGCUUGCAUCGUUAAAAAUGCACUUCUUCUUUGUAAUGAGACUGUGACAAAAAAUGAAUUUAAGUUUUGUGAUUUCUGAUGGUGAGACUUUGCAGCAGACACUCUCACCAUUCCAGUUCAUGCAUUAACGUGUCCUGCAAGCACCUGCGACUCUGCCUUGGAUUUUCUCACCUGCAUACAGGGCAGACUGGAAGUGCUAGGAAGAUAAUCCUCUGGGAGCAUCCCUCAGCCAGUGAUAGAUGGGAAUCGGAGAAUAAUUAUUCCAGCUUCCUUGCCCUUCUGGUAAUACUUUGAGGCGUGUUUCAUGUGGUUUCCUAGAGUUUCCAGUGGGGCUGGACCUCAUUGCCCACAACAGGAGACUGUUAAAUAUGCAUUCUUUAUUUUCUUCCUCUUCUUCUCUGUCUCACUUCUCAUUCCUUUAACAAUGUUUUCUGACAUUACCUCCCAAAUGAGAUUCUUGUCUUUGAAUCCUGUCUCAGAGUCUGUUUCUGGGGUAAACUAAAACAUGUUUGAUUUGGGAAAUAAGUUAUUACUAGUGUUCUUGUUAGAUAUGAAAGAUUUUUUUUUAAGGCAAUUAUUUUUAACAAGAUCUAAAACAAGUAUUUUAAUAUUCUGAUUCUUUAAUUAGUCUCAUAAUCACAUCCAUGUUCAAAUUAAUUUCCUUAGCUUCAUUUCCUAACAAAGGAAAGAUUCAAGUAGAAAUUCAGGGUAAAUAUCUUAUGUGGAAAUCUUUCUACCAUAUCUUUUUGUCCUUCUAAAGAAAAUUAUGGCCUGAUUUUCCAAAUGCUUUAUACGGACACAGUGGGUUAUCUAUUUUGGUAGAAAUUGAAUUAACAUGGAAUUUGGUUCAGCCAACAUUAUAGAUUAUUUUCUACUUGAAUCCAGCCUUCUCAUCUCUUAUCAGGACCUGCUUAUUCACAAUCCGUGACCAGGAUUAGCCUUGCCGAACAUUGAUUGUAAGGAUAAAUUUAGUUCCUGGCUAAUUUCCCCAAAGAUUGCUCUGUGGUCCUUGUUAACUCAAAACUUUUUCUGAUUUAUUAAAGAUUAAGAAUAUGGAGUUUUAAAGUUGAAUAAGCGCUAUGUUAAAUUCAGUGUAUUGUAAGUACAUCUUUUGUAGUUCUUUGAUACCUUUUUUUUGAACUAGAAAUAAUGAUUUUUAUAUGUUUUUUAAAAAAUUGAUGUGGGAGAUUUGUAUUCCUUUUAGGCAUAUGUUAGUUAUCAGUCUUCUUCUUUUUUCCAUGUAAAAAUUGUGUUUGUAUGUCUGAAAUGUAUUCUCUAUUGAUUUGGUUUAUGCGAUGGAACAUGCAUGAAUUUAACCAAGUUUAUAGUUCUAUUUAUAGGGCCAUCCUAAGAUUAGCACGCACAGAUUUUUUUCCAUAGGAAAAACAAAACAUUUAAAGAAUGUAUUUUAAUUAGUUAUCCUUUUUGUAAAGUAACAUCUUUAAACAUUUGUAUUUUUUUUAAGCAAAAAUACCAGAGAGUGUAUACAGAGUAUUUUCCCUCAAUGCAGUUGCCUUGUGGUAACUUCACAUUCUGCCAUGUUCUUUUGAAUAUAUGACAGGGCGUUUAUUGACCUUUGAGGUUACAUUUGUCUGUUAGAAAUGUUCAAAGGUCAGCUGGGUGAUUAAAUUGGGUAAUAUGGUCUAGGGGGAAAAUAGUUACAAAGGAGUAAGUCUGACUUUCUCCUGGGACACAUCAAACUGGUCUAAAGUGGAAACUGUCUCCUCAGAAUCUCUGCAGUGGCAUAUUGGAAAAAGCUUGUAGUCUAUUAAAGUAACUAUUCAUUUGUAAAUAUAAGUUCUGUUAUUUCAAAAACAUUAAUCUUGUUAUUUUUUAGACGUGUUACUUCCCAACAACUAAUUUAUUAUCAAAUCCAGUCAAGGCUUUUGGCAUUUCAAAUAUCUCAAUAUGAUAGAUUGAAAAUUUGGAGUAAGAACCAGAGAUGAUUUUUAAAAUGUGUUAAGAAGGCUGUCCCAUUUCCUGAACACUAAAUAUUUUCUGUAAGGAAUGUUAGAUCAAAAAUGUGAAAUAUCUUUUUACAGUCUUUACUGGAAGCUGAUUCUUCGUGCUAAAUGUGAACAAUCUCAUGAUAACUUGAUGUAAAACAAGCUUGAAAAAUUGUCUCUUUUCAAAAUUUCACGUAUUUUGCAUCACCAGUAGGCCACUUAUGCAAUACCUCUGUACUAAAUAUUCAAGUACAACCUGGACUUUUUAAGGUUUAAAAAGUGCUCCCUGCCUACAUUAAUGUUAAGUACUUGUAUUUAACAAUGUUAUAUUUCUGAGUGUUUGUUAAUUUGAUGAAUCUUAUAGUGUUAGUCUGUUCCUGAAAGUUCUACUUGGUACAGUUGUCAGAGAAAAUUAACUUGGAUGAAACAAUGAUGCAUGUUUUAAUAGUUAAAAUAUUUUAAAAUUUCUAUUUAAAAAGUAGAUCUCCAUAAUUGCCACAGAUAAUUUUGUAAUUUCUGGUUCUUAUUGUUUUUGUGUUAGGAAAAUAUUUACCUUGCAGUGCUUGAUUUACAUUUUUUGCUGUUUGAAAAAUCUUCACAUUUAUUGUCUCAACAGAAAUAAUUUUUAACUAAAUGUUUACAUUAUUGAAUGAGGGAAGUUGAACCAAUUGUUAUUACUAAAACUGGUCUAAAUUUAGGUCUAGUGUUUUGCAUUAGGUUUGUGAUUGAAUAUCUGAAGGAUAUCAGUUUCCACUCAGAUAUUUACAUUAGAAUUGAUAUUGGAUUCAAAAUUGCUUGAUUGUAAUUUACAUUUUAAGUGUAAUGUAGAGGUUUUGCAUUAUUAGUGUUGUUUUAAAUUUCUACCUUCAUUUAGGCUUGUUUAUAAAAUGAAGAUUAAAAAAAUUUUUAGCUAAUAGAAAUUUAGGUAAAUGUACAGUAUUUAAAUCAUUAGUUUAUUACUUGAAAGGAACUUUUGUUCCUUUCGUUCAGUGUGCGAUAACAGCUUUUAUGUGGUACAACUACAUUUCCUUUUUCUUCAUUGAAAUUUUACCUCUUUAACUGAAGUUAUGUCUGUCUAUAAUAGCUUCAGAUUUCUGUAACCAACUCGUAGAUGAUUGAAGUUACUCUUGAUAUAAAAUGAAUUAUAAAAAUUAUUUUUAGCAAAAUUUUAUAGUAAUUUCAAUACCACAUGGUAGCAAAAAGCUAUCUGGUUAGAAUCUUUAGCUUUUCUUGUUAGUUUCUAUCCUAUUAUUUUCCCCUCCUUAAAAAAAAA
This is a messenger RNA of Delphinapterus leucas (beluga whale), 11270 nucleotides long. It is a transcript of the gene MEMO1, whose product is annotated as mediator of cell motility 1. The record is from RefSeq and is a predicted model, not a curated record. NCBI's taxonomy places the organism in Eukaryota, Metazoa, Chordata, Mammalia, Artiodactyla, Monodontidae.